UACAAAUACAAUCAUAUCUUACUAACUCAGCAGUUCAUAAAUUUCAAAUUUCAUCGAAUUCAUUUGAAAUUCCGAACCCACACAAAAUUUCAGAGCUGCCCAUUUCUCUAACCUUAAUGAAUCUUCUUGCUGUGUUCUUCGCAAUCAACAUUUCCAAUGUUGCUCAUUCCAAUCUAAACCCUACCCACUAACAUCAUCAACGCCACACCCUCUUGUACCAUGAACUCUCUUUUUUCGCUUGAAAACCUUCCUCCACCACCGGGAAUUCCAAUCCCUGCCUCAAUUGCCGCCGCCACAGCCACCACCAGCGCCUCCCCCGCCCCAACUCUAAUCCCAAAGCUAGAACCUCUCGACCAAUGGCUCGACAACCCCAGUUCGCAACAACAACAAUCACAGGACCCCAAUUUUUCAAAUGGGUCUCUCGACCUCGACCUCGACCUCAAUCUCGUAUGCGACGGAACCUCCCAUGAACCACACACCAGCUUGUUCUCUGAGUUCAACAGAAUCUCCCAGCUUUUCCACACCGCGUUCUCCGACCCCCAGAAUGAUGCCGUUCCCGACCCCAUCACCGAUAGCCUGCAGCAGCUCCCAAACGACGCUUUUUCCAACCCUUUUGCCGGAAACUCGCAGCACAUCAAAACCGAAGCCGAUUCGGACCCAUGGCUGCAGCAGGCCCCAAAGGACACCGUUCCGGACCCGGAUUCGCGGGCAAUUGUGCCCGUUCCGGAGGAGGAGCAGUCUUCUUCGAUGAUGGCCGCAACCACGCCGAAGCGGCGGUGUAAGGAGCUGGUUCGGGUGGCGGAUCUUGGCGGGCCGGAGCAAAGGCACUUCAGGGACGUUGUCCGGCGGACUCGGAUGGUGUAUGACUCGCUGCGCGUGCUGGCGACGGUGGAGGAAGAGCGGCGGGUGGACGCCCGCAAGGCGCGCAGUGAUUUGCGAGCCUCGGCCGUGAUGAGGAGCUGUGGUUUGUGGUUGAAUCGCGACAAGAGAAUUGUUGGUGCGAUUCCUGGUGUUUGCGUUGGUGAUGUGUUCCUCUAUAGGAUGGAGUUGUGCGUGGUUGGGUUGCACGGUCAACCUCAGGCCGGCAUCGAUUAUCUUCCUGCCAGCAUGAGUUCCAACGGCGAACCAAUUGCCACGAGCGUGAUUGUCUCCGGUGGUUACGAGGAUGAUGUUGACGAGGGUGAUGUUAUCACCUACUCUGGCCAUGGUGGGCAGGACAAGAAUUCUCGGCAGGUUUUUCACCAGAAGCUUGAGGGAGGGAAUCUUGCAAUGGAGCGCAGUAAACACUAUGGGAUUGAGGUUAGGGUGAUUCGCGGGGUGCGCUGUGAGGGUGCAGCCUCUGCCACUGGGAAGUUGUACGUGUAUGACGGCUUGUAUACGAUUAUCGAUUGCUGGUUUGAUGUUGGGAAGUCGGGUUUCGGUGUUUUCAAGUUCAAGCUGUGUAGGAUCGAUGGGCAAGCUAAGAUGGGGAGCACGAUCAUAAAGGAAGCGCAUAUACUAAAGAAAGAUCCUUUGCGUUUCAAACCCAUGUGUUGUGUUUCGCUUGAUAUUUCAAACAGGAACGAGAAAGUGGGGGUUCGCCUUUUCAAUGAUCUUGAUCGCAAUUUCGACCCUCUCAGGUAUGAAUACCUUGUGAAGACAAACUUUCCUGAGUUCGUUUUUCACCAGAGUGGGAGGGGUACGGGUUGCGAUUGUGUGGACGGGUGUGUUGAAGGGUGCUUCUGUGCCAUGAAGAACGGAGGGGACUUUCCCUAUAAUCACAGUGGGAUUCUCUUGAGAGGGAAGCCUUUGGUUUUUGAGUGUGGCCCGUUUUGUCAAUGCCCCCCUCAUUGUCGGAAUCGGGUGACGCAGAAGGGACUCAAGAACAGGAUGGAGGUGUUCAGAUCUAGGGAAACUGGUUGGGGAGUUAGGUCCUUGGACCUUAUUCAAGCUGGUGCUUUUAUAUGUGAGUACACAGGGGUUGUGCUCACUAGGGAGCAAGCAGAACUUUUGUCCAUGAAUGGUGAUUCCUUGAUAUAUCCGAAUCGGUUCACUGAUAGGUGGUCGGAAUGGGGUGACUUGUCUAUGAUAGACUCCAAUUAUGUGCGUGCAUCUUAUCCCUCGCUCCCUCCUUUGGAUUUUGCUUUGGAUGUGUCAAGAAUGAGGAAUGUUGCUUGCUAUAUGAGUCAUAGUUCUACUCCCAAUGUGUUUGUUCAGUUUGUCUUGUAUGAUCACAAUAAUUUGAUGUUCCCUCACCUUAUGCUGUUUGCAAUGGAGAACAUCCCUCCCAUGAGAGAGCUCAGCCUUGAUUAUGGGGUAGCUGACGAGUGGACAGGAAAACUCGCUAUAUGUAACUGAUUUGUUUUCAAAGUUUUCUACACUUUAUUAUAUACCGAAGCCAAGUUUAAUGCAUUGUUCGCAGAGUGUUGUUUCGUGUUUGGUGUCCGUGGCGGAGUUGGUGCCUCAUACUAAUGCAAAACUAAUAUUACAGGCUUACAAGAUUCUUUUCACGUGGGUUUUUGCAGCGCUUUUAGGUUUGUUCCAACUUCCUAUCAUGCAAGAUUGGUGCUUCAGAUACGGUUGUGGAUCAGUAAAAGAUAGUGAAGAUGAUGUGGCAUGAUUUUUACACGGUUUUUCAACCCUGCCUGCGAAGGAAGGUAGAAUAACUUGCUGGCUUAUGGUGUCAGGAAAUCAAAAUUCAAACAUGUGGAGCUCUCUGUUACGUUAUAAAUGAUGUGCCCUUUGUGGUGAGGAAGAUCAGGAAUUGUGUAGACUUGUGUAAUUUUCGAACCUGUUGAUGGCUUUUGUUUGUUUGUAGUAACUGUUGAUUUCUUCCUUCUCCUGGGCAAAGAAGCACUUUCGCAGUCACAUUUUUGUACUCACUUAUACUUCAGCUGUGUCAACUGUUUCAUCAUUUGGGGUACUUGUUUGUACAUAACAUAAGUUCAAAGUUUGUAUAGGUUUUGUAA
Messenger RNA from Vigna radiata var. radiata (mung bean), 2948 nucleotides. RefSeq names its product histone-lysine N-methyltransferase family member SUVH9. The transcript has 4 exons. Gene Ontology annotation, cellular component: nucleus. Gene Ontology annotation, molecular function: protein binding; zinc ion binding; histone methyltransferase activity. The record is from RefSeq and is a predicted model, not a curated record. Lineage: Eukaryota; Viridiplantae; Streptophyta; Magnoliopsida; Fabales; Fabaceae. The coding region runs from base 220 to 2337 and encodes 705 amino acids.